CAAUCCAGCUAUUGCAGUAACUGUCAGAGGUGAGAGGAGAGGCAGCUGGUGAAAUUCCAGUGACUUGCUGUUUUAACUCAUUUGUGUUCUUCAGGUAUUGGGAAGCUCUCCCAUGUUCCGUGCUGUGCUGCUUAGCCGGGUGUCGCCCCCAAUGCUCCCACUUCUGGCUGCUGUGCUAUUCCAGAGGAAGGAGAGGAAGGAUACCGGGCUCUACCACUGGCGGCUCGAGAAGCAUUCUUACUAUAACCUUGCAGUUAAAGUCCUGAGAGCCAGAAAUGUCAAGGGCACAGAUCUGCUUUCAGAGGCAGACUGCUAUGUGCAGUUACAACUACCAACUGCAUCUCCAAUCACUUAUCGAACUCGGGUUGUUGACAACUCCACUAAUCCAGAGUGGAAUGAAACCUUUCAAUUCCGAAUUCACAGAGCUACCAAGAACAUUCUGGCAUUCACCCUCUUUGAUGAAGAUGUUUUCAUAAAUGAUGAACUUACUUCUAUUAUCUUUGAUGUGGGAGGUAUAAAACCAGGCCAGACAAUAAAGCACACUUUCAACUUAAACCCAAAGACUCAGGAGGAAUUGGAUGUAGAGUUCUACUUAGAAAAAUGCCCAGAUCCCCCUACUGAGGUUCUCACCAAUGGUGUCCUUGUGGCUCAUCCUUGCCUGUCUCUUCAAGGUGUAAUCAACAAAGAUGAAAAGUCAAAGCAGAGUGAAAAGGGGAACUGUCAGGUGAAGCUAUCAAUGCCAGGGGCCUAUGAGAAACAGUUGUGCAUCCCCCUGCAGAUGGACAGUGAUCAAGAUUUUGGGACCCCUUUUGUCUUUCAUAUAGACAAAGAAAUGUGUCCAGACCUGGAGGUGGAGCUGGAGAAAACAAUAACUGUCUUACAGGAUGAAAUAAACUCUGACAUGGAAAAACACAGCAUACUUCUGGGACGGGGGACUGUACCAGUUAAAUCACUGCCUGGUGGACAGAAAGUAGACAUGACUGUUCCUCUAGGAGAGGGACAAAGUUUGGAUCUGAGUGUGAAGGCUGAAGAGAGCACUUGGGAUCUUGAUGUGCGCCUUAGUUUUGACCUCUGUGAAGAAGAGAGAAAAUUUUUGGACAAGAGAAAGAAAAUAGUUUCUCAGGCAUUAAUGAAGACACUUGGGUUAAGAGAAGCCCCAGGGAAAGAUGAGGUCCCAGUGGUAGCAGUUUUGGGAUCUGGUGGUGGGGUUAGAGCACUAACAUCAUUCUAUGGCAGCCUGUCAGGGCUUCAGCAACUCAGUCUUCUGGACAGCACAACGUAUCUCUGUGGAAUUUCAGGUUCUACUUGGUGUUUGUCUGCAUUGUAUAAAGACACAAAUUGGUCUCAUAAGGACCUUCAAGGUGCAAUCAGCAAUGCCCGGGAUUAUGUAUCUAGUAGGAAAGCAGGAGCAUUUUCCUCAGAACAAUUGAAAUAUUACUUCCAGGAGCUGAACUCAAUGGAGAAUGACGGACGGAAAGUCUCUUUCACAGACUUGUGGGGCCUUAUAAUAGAGUAUAUUCUACACCAGAAGGAAGACCCGUCAAAGCUAUCUGACCAACAAGAAGCAGUGAAGAGGGCACAGAACCCCUUACCCAUCUAUGCAGCAGUCAAUGUGCGGUCUGAUAUUAGCAGUAAUGACUUUGCUGAAUGGUGUGAGUUCACUCCCUAUGAGGUUGGAUUCCGUAAGUAUGGAGCUUUCAUCCAAACAGAAGAUUUUGACAGUGAAUUCUUCAUGGGGCGGCUGAUCCGGAAACGUCCAGAGCCUAGGAUCUGCUAUCUGCUGGGAAUUUGGGGCAGUGCCUUUGCUGCAAGUCUGGAUGAUGUCUGCCUGAAGAUGGUUGGUUCAGGACUGGGCUUUCUAGAUUCUCUGAAAGAAGUAAUCAAAGUCAUAGAUGAUUGCCGAAGAUUCCGUUACCAGGAUCGCACUCGAUUAAAGACUCGUUUGGUUAUACCAGGGGGACCUUUCUUACAAAUUUGCCAGGAUUUCUUCAAGUCCCGUGUCACCUCUGGGGAAACUUUCAACUUCAUGCAAGGCUUGUACCUUCACAAAGAAUAUGUCAACAACAGGAAUUUUGUGACCUGGAAAGGUACACACCUGGAUGCUUUUCCCAACCAGCUGACUCCUACGGAAGAUAGCCUGUACCUGGUGGAUGGUGGUUUUUCUAUCAACUCUCCCUUUCCCUUGGUGCUUCAACCAGAAAGAGAUGUAGAUGUCAUUCUAUCAUUUAACUACUCUUGGAACGCUCCAUUUGAGGUUUUACAGUUGACUCAGAAAUAUUGUGAAGAACGGGACAUCCCCUUUCCAAAAAUCAUCUUGAAUGAGGAAGAUGAGAAGAAUCCAAAAGAGUGUUACAUGUUUAUGGAUGAUGAGAACCCAAAUGCUCCUAUAAUUCUUCAUUUCCCAUUGGUGAAUGACACAUUCCAGAAAUACAAGGCACCAGGAGUAGAACGCAAAUCAGAAGAUGAGAAAUCUUUUGGUGACUUUGUCAUUAAGGGAAAAGACUCGCCUUACCGCACGCUGAACUUCACCUUUAAACCCUAUGACUUUGACAGGCUGGUGGAAGUGACCCGUUACAAUGUUCUGAACAACAAGGCCAUUCUCCAAAAAGCCCUAAAUUUGGCUCUGAGCAGGAGGAGGAAGAAGAAGAAGAGCUAUAGGCUCUGAGAACCUUCCUGGCAAAGGACAUGGAUGGACUGCAGUGCACCAAAGGCAUAUGGGUCAAGUAAGAAUGCUGAAGGCCGAAGUAGUUGCAAGCCACCUUCAUUUGAAUGGGAGAAGCAUAGUUUAAUUCCCUACAUGUCACACUAAAAACUGACCAGAUAUGGUAGAAAUCUCUCCCUCUCCCCCCACUCCUGUUGUACUUUGCUACAGUUUGUAAAGCCCAUGAAGAUAAUAGUUGUUUUUCAUUGCUAACUGUCUGGUAUUAAGAAACCAAACUAGGUACAUUGUGAGGUAACAGGAGUUCCUCUCUUGUUACUCAGCACAGUCACAGAUUCAUCUAAGUUCUGGCUGUGCAGGGUGGUAGGGAUGCUGAUAUGAGGUAUAACAAUCCUCCUCGUUCCUGAGCCAGUGAUGCAUGUUUUUAGUUAUGGAUCUCUGUGGAGGAGAGGGUGUUUAAGUGUAGGUUAUGCAGACAAAUGUAUCUUGGGGACUGGAUUGGUUAAGGCCACACUACUCCAUUUUUGUGCUGUGACACAUCUAGAAUUUGAAGCCAGGUAACCAGUGGUGAAAGUCCAUUCAGGAGCUGUGCCAAGUCAUGGAGAAAAUCCUGGUUUGUUGGCAGAGAUUCCUCUGUUCAAGGCAUGGAUAAAGUGGGCUAAUUCCUCUACACAGUUUAAUUUAGCCAAUGCCAAAAGGAACUCUUUUAAAAAUCUGCUAAUGUAAUAAUGUUGUUUUUGUUCUAUAAAACCCUAGAUAUCUUGGUCCUAGCAGCUUUAGAGGCUGACUCUCUCUCCUUAUGUGAUACCAGAGCUAUUGUCCUAAUUUCUGUCUAACAUAAUUGGGGAGGCAUUGGGAGUUCCCAGGAAAGGAUCCUUGGUGAUGGAAAUUGCUUCCUCUUGCUGCUGCAACCUGACUCACCAGAGCCUGGAAUCGUUGCCCUUCAGAUGCUGCAAAAACUCAUCUGUUUGUUUUCUCGGAUAUUUCCUGGGGAGGAGGAAGACAGGCUAUUUUUCCAUAAUGGGUAGGUUUUAGGGAGGUCUGUUUUUUUAUAAGAUAUUUGGGACAGUGCCUUGUUUAGGAUUUUAUUUUGUUAGUGUGCGUUUUAGAGGACUACUUUGAUGCAGCAACUGCUUGAGAUAGGUGUAACUACUAAAUAUGAAUAAAUAAAAUGAAUGCAAGAUGCUGCUGCUGCAUUGUGGGGUAGAAUUACUGCACUGCAGAAAGAACUUUUAAGCAGAAGAAAAUAAUCCUCAAGGAAUGUCUAAAAUGUAUUGGGGAAUAACCACUAUCCAUGUGUAUGGUGUCUAAUUUGAACUGAAUGUGCUGACUGUGUGUUUUAACUUUUAUGACAGAAGUUUGAUGUCCCAUUCAAAGCAGACCAUAAUGUAGUUGUAACUUUUCAAGAACACUGUGCAACUUCAUUUCUAUAAAGGAAAGAGUAUUUUCUACAUUUCCUUUUAAUAAAACAAAAAUAAUUUUGCUAUGGGCUGCUUUUCAGGCCACAAAG
Pelodiscus sinensis (Chinese soft-shelled turtle) is the source of this 4169-nucleotide messenger RNA. The record is from RefSeq and is a predicted model, not a curated record. Lineage: Eukaryota; Metazoa; Chordata; Testudines; Trionychidae.